Messenger RNA from Phycodurus eques (leafy seadragon), 5267 nucleotides. RefSeq names its product solute carrier family 45 member 1 (gene slc45a1). The record is from RefSeq and is a predicted model, not a curated record. Bases 163 to 2550 code for a protein of 795 amino acids. Gene Ontology annotation, cellular component: membrane. Gene Ontology annotation, biological process: transmembrane transport. Gene Ontology annotation, molecular function: sucrose:proton symporter activity. NCBI's taxonomy places the organism in Eukaryota, Metazoa, Chordata, Actinopteri, Syngnathiformes, Syngnathidae. The transcript has 9 exons.
GACACCUCGGAGUGACUGCAUCAAAGGAACCUAAACAGCACCUAUCAUGGCUCCCGUAAUCCAUUUGACGCCUCUUAUUAUAAACUUCAAUGGUUGCUCUUUACGGAUCGCGCGGCUAUAAAUGACAAGGCAGCCCGACAAGUGUAAACUGCCUUGAGAGAGAUGUCGUCUCCGGGCAUGGCCACCCCCAGCGACCCCCUCCUGGCCAGUCCCAGCGUGAGGAGGCUACACUCGGCUCACGACGGACUCUGGAGAAGCUCGCUUCCCAAGACGGCCAGCUUCCCGACGUCCUCCACCCGACUCCUAAGUCACCGUGCCAACAACUUCCAGCGGCAGCCCAAGCGACAAAAGCUGAUCCGACCUUCGCCGCCUCCGCCACCCAACACGCCGUGUCCCCUGGACAGGCUAGACCUCAGCGAGCUGCCACCGAGACGCACCUUCCAGGAGUUGCUCUUCAACGGCUCCAUCCUGUUCGGGAUCGAAUUCAGCUACGCCAUGGAGACGGCUUAUGUAACGCCCGUGCUUCUGCAGAUGGGCCUGCCCGAUCAGUUCUACAGCUUGGUGUGGUUCAUUAGCCCCAUACUGGGAUUCCUGGUACAGCCUCUCAUUGGAGCUUGGAGUGACCGUUGCACAUCCCGGUUUGGACGCAGGAGACCAUUUAUUUUUGUAUUGGCCAUAGGGGCGUUGGUCGGUUUGACUCUGGUGUUGAACGGACGGGACAUUGGAGGAGCGCUAGCGGAUACGGCGUCUAAUCAUAAGUGGGGCAUACUCCUGACGGUGUGUGGCGUGGUCCUGAUGGACUUCAGCGCAGAUUCAGCAGACAACCCGAGUCACGCCUACAUGAUGGAUGUGUGCAGCCCAGAGGACCAGGACCGGGGGUUGAACAUCCAUGCUCUGCUGGCAGGACUUGGGGGCGGCUUUGGGUACAUCGUGGGCGGCAUCAACUGGGACAAAACCCACUUCGGAAAAUCAAUGGGAGGUCAGCUGCGGGUCAUCUAUAUGUUCACCAGCAUCACCCUGGUGAUCGCCACAGCCAUGACUCUUACGAGUAUCCCCGAGCGACCUCUGCCAAAGAGCCAGCCCUUUGGCAAAAACCACCUGAAGAGCCCCAAACUUCUUCUUCCUCCAUCACCGCCCGCCCCACCAGGAUCUGCGCUGGCAGUGGAUGAAGAGGACGAGGAAGGUCAAUACGGCUGUCACUUGUCAAAGUCGAGCCACCCCGACUCUUUGGCACAUUCCUGCAGUGCCAACGCCCGCCUCUGUGCUGGCCUCACUAGCCCCAUAUCGCCCAUGAGCCCCCUUACGCCAAAAUAUGGCAGCUUUAUAAGUCGGGACAAUUCGCUCACCGGCAUCAAUGAAUUCGCCUCCUCAUUGGGGACUUCCUACAUAGACAGUGUUCUCAUAGACUGUUACACUGGGCAACAGACACCACAGGGCCUCCUGCCCCCCAACUCUGUUUCAAUGCCUCCGGGUGACUCCCCUGCCCCUGCCCCAGAAGGGUCCACCAAGGCAGAGAGGCAUCCUGAUGCGGUCUGUCAUCCAGACACAGAGGGUGCCUCACAAUCCCAACCAGCAUCUCAGGUCACAUCGGGGGCGCAGCCUGGUCCAGAACCACGUCGGGGCUCCGCUGCCGGAAUCCUGAAGCGACCUCAGAGUCUGGCUCUCAUGGAGGACCCCAUGGCGACCCAGAUAGUCGGGAUGGAGAACGGACGCAGGAGAACUGUGACGUUUAGCCAGCAGGUUGCAAACAUUUUGCUGAACGGUGUGCGCUACGAGAGCGACAUAAGCGAGAAUGCUGAGACAGGAGAAUCCCAAAUGUCAAUGAAACUCUUGUGUAUAGCCAUCUACCGGAUGCCUCCCUCUCUGCGCAGCUUAUGCACUAACCAUUUUUUGGGCUGGCUGUCCUUCGAAGGCAUGCUGCUCUUCUACACAGACUUCAUGGGGGAGGUUGUAUUCGAAGGAGACCCCAAAGCGCCCCAUGACUCUGAGGCCUACCAGCGCUACAACGCUGGGGUCAGCAUGGGCUGCUGGGGCAUGUGCAUCUAUGCAUUCAGUGCUGCUUUCUAUUCAGCCAUAUUGGAGAAACUGGAGGAGCGCUUCUCUCUGCGCACACUCUACUUUUUCGCCUACCUGGCAUUCGGCCUGGGCACCGGUCUGGCCACGCUGUCCACCAACCUCUACGUGGUGUUGUCUCUGUGCGUCACCUAUGGGGUGCUCUUCUCCUCCCUAUGCACGCUGCCUUACUCUCUGCUCUGUGAAUACUACCAAAGCCCCCAGUUCUGCGGCUCAUCAGAGGAGGGCACUCGGCGUGGGAUGGGGGUGGACAUCUCACUGCUCAGCUGCCAGUACUUCCUGGCGCAGAUCCUAGUCUCGGUGGCUAUGGGACCCCUGACGUCGCUGGUGGGCGGCGCCCAGGGGGUGAUGUACUUUGCCAGCCUGAUGUCAUUCGUGGGCUGCGUGUAUUCGUCCCUCUGCGUUGUAUACCAGCUGCCCGCCGCGGAGGGUGAGCCCGCCGAAAGUGAGAUGCGGCCGCUGCUGGCGCACAUUUAGCUCCGUCGAGAUAAGACACAUCCUGCCGCGCACUGUACACCACAAGCAGACAAUAUUUCACAGCACUCAUACACAGACGGGCAGACAGUGUGUUCAUACAGUGUGUGCGCCCAUACGUCAUGCAUUUGCAUUCACUUUUGCAUUUUGUAUAGUAUCUCCCUUUGGAUAGAAAUCACCGUUUUACAGCAAGGGUGGGGAAUCUAUUGGUAGAAAAGAAGGAGCAUGUAGUUGGCCUAGCCUAGCUGGCUAAGCACGCUAACGAGGCCUCAUGGUAGUUACCUAACCCUACAGCUGGGGUAGGAAAACUUUUGUACUCAACGGCCACAUUUGAGUUUUAAAACAGACAGAUGGGUCAGUUUAUUUGUAGAUGAGGUUAAUUUAAAAAAUUAUCUAAAAUGUAGAUGUAAAAUAUCUUUAGCUGAAUAGCGUACAGUGCCGUGAAAAAGUAUUUGCCCCCUACUUAAAUAAUUUAUUUUUGCACAGUUUCUCUAGCUUUAAUGUUUAGGAUCAUCAAACAAAUCUAAAUAAAGAUAAAGAUAAACCAAGUAAACAUAAAAUGCAGUUUUUAAAUGUUGAUUUUAUUUAUUGAAGAAAAAAAACCUAUUCAAAGUUAUCUCGCCGUGUAAAACAAAAAAAAGUAAUUGCCCCAUAACCCUAAUAACUGGUUAUGCCCCCCUCACCAGCAGUCACUGAAAUCAAGUGGUUUCUAUAACUGGCAAUGAGUAUGUUACAUCUCUGUGGAGAUAUUUUAGCCCACUCUCCCUCUCUUCUUUUCAGAAUUGUGCUAAUUCAGCAAAACUGGAGAGUUUUUAUCCCGCAACCCUUGUGAGGAUAAGUGGCUCAGAUAAUGGAUGGAUGGAGAGUUUUCAAGCAUGAACGGUCUUUUCACUAUGCCAUGGAUGUCGUUUUUGCCCAGUCUCUUCCUUACUGUUGAGUCAUGAACACUGACCUUAACUGAGGCAAGGGAGGUCUUAGGUUCUUCAGGUGUUGUCCUGGGUUUCUUUGUGAUACCCUGGAUGAGUCGUCCCUGUAAUCUUACACUCGCCUGACUUUGGUGCGGGUAGCGUUGGUUCAGUUCUCACUCAGUGACAGUGUGAAUGUAAGUGCGAAUGGAUGUCCGUGUCUAUAUGUGUCCUGUGACUGACUGGCGACCAGUUCAGGGUGUAGUCCGCCUUUUGCCUGAAGUCAGCUGGGAUAGGCUCCAGCACCCCGCAACCCUAACCAGGAUAAGCGGUGUUGAAAAUGGAAGGAUGGAUGGAUUUGUGACUGACAUUUGUUUGUUAAUCUUCAACAUGAAGUGGGGAAACUCUGUAAAAAAAAAAAAAAAAAAAAAAAAGAACUUGAGAAGGAGCCAAAUAUUUUUUUCACGGUACUGUAAUUACCCAAGAUCUUUUUUUGCGUUUUUGGAAAACAAGGGGGGGAGGGGGGAACAGGAAUUCAACACACGCAAGAAGAGUCCUGUUGCCUGGAUUUAACCUUUGUGGAUUACCAUCACCUGGAUAUCUACAAAGACAAAGAAAAAAACAAUUUCUUAGCAAGCACGUUGGUAUUUUCUAUUGACAUCGUGACAGUAAGUCAAAAAUGAUUUAGGCACUUAUACUAGUCGACAAAAGAUAUUUAUGAUAAAUCCUUAAUUUUAUUAUUGAUAGUGGGAACUGUAUAUGUAAAAAUGUUUAUAGGACUGUUUUUUAUUUCAUUGUUUAUAAUAGUUUAAAAUAAAUCAAAACUAUUAUCAAACUAAAAUUCACCAAUUAAUUAGAUUUAUAGAUACAAAAUUAUACAUUUUAAUUAACCAAUUUUUAUUUUAAAAAAUGGCUAAAUUAAUGCAACAAAUAUUACAGGACUCGUGAUAAUGUAAAUGCUCAGUGGUCGAAUUAAAGACCAAAGCAGGAUGCAUGUGGCUGCGGGCCAAACUUUGCCCACCCAGUGCUAGAAUGCUGGUUAACGGGCGAAUAACAGCAUACCAUUAUUUUGCAGAAAAGAAAUGACAAAAAGUAUGCAUGUUGUAAUCCGUAUGGAUUUGAAUGACAUAGCUUUACCCAAAGCCUGCAUUUAUCUAGGUCAGUUCCCUUUCAUCCAUCCAACCAUUUACUAGAGCCCGUGUCCUCAUUAGGGUCACGGGUGAGCUGCUCAUCCCCCACCCCGGACUUACAGUCUUCACGCAGCAUUUGCUUUCCUAUUUAUUAGUUAUGUUGCAUGAGCUUCCAUGUGUUUGAGUUAGCAUUAGCAUAGCAACACACAAACACACUUGGAUGUGUGUGUCCGGGACCCCCGUCCGCCCAAGUUUCUGUCAAUCCUUAAAACCACGGUCAUGCUGUGACCCUCCCUCCUGGCCGGCCAGUGUAAUAAUGACAGUCAUUCUUGUCAUUAUCAGGAAGAGGAGAAGUUGAAACGGGGGUGUGAACAUCAACAUUGGGAAGAACACAAAGAGAUCUCGUCCUCCUCUGAAGGUGGACAACACUGAACGCCAAAAAGACUCUUUUGGGUGUAUUAAAGCCAGCAGAGCUGCAGCAAAUAUCACAUUGAAUUCCAUUAGGAAGGUAUUCCCCCCUCCAAACACCGGCAAACGUCCUUAUUAAACAAUUAGUAGAAACUGCCUCGGCAGAAUGUCAAUAUUUGACAUCAUGUACACAAGCAGCUUCCUUUUUAAAACAUUGUUGCAAUAGUUUCUCCUUUUGUUCAGUAUGUAAAAAAAAUAAUAAUUUUCAAAUUAAAAU